This is a messenger RNA of Monoraphidium neglectum, 363 nucleotides long. RefSeq lists its product as hypothetical. Lineage: Eukaryota; Viridiplantae; Chlorophyta; Chlorophyceae; Sphaeropleales; Selenastraceae. The record is from RefSeq and is a predicted model, not a curated record. The transcript is spliced from 4 exons. Bases 1 to 363 code for a protein of 120 amino acids.
AUGGAGCUGGACGCGGCGCGGCCGCCUCAGAUGCGCUCCCUGUCAAGCCUGCUAACGCCGCACUACAUACUGCUCGUCAACGGGCGGCUGGCGAUGAUGAGCAUGGUUGGGGGCGUGGGCGGCGAGCUGCUGCUCCGCAAGCCCUUUGCGGCGCUGCUGCUGCUGGCGCCGCCGGCUGUGCUGGGCCUGAUGGUCCUGCUGUCAGUGGCCUCCAUUAUCCCCUUCAUGCUGGGGGAGGAGGAGGGCGAUGAGGUGUUUGGUCCCUUCACACCGGCUGCAGAGGCACUGAACGGCAAGGUGGCCAUGGCGGCCCUCAUCGCGACCUUUGCCAUCGAGGCGGCCAAGGGCUCCCCCAUCUUCUGA